Molecule: messenger RNA, 16388 nt
Organism: Sciurus carolinensis (gray squirrel)
Lineage: Eukaryota; Metazoa; Chordata; Mammalia; Rodentia; Sciuridae
Gene: Dnah17
Product: dynein axonemal heavy chain 17
Exons: 81
Coding region: 107-14479 (4790 amino acids)
Biological process (GO): microtubule-based movement
Cellular component (GO): dynein complex
Molecular function (GO): ATP binding; dynein intermediate chain binding; minus-end-directed microtubule motor activity
Source: RefSeq, a predicted model, not a curated record
CUACAAGACCAACCUCCUCUAUGGGGACAUAAGCCCUGUGCCCGUGGACCAGCUGAUCGCGGUGGUGGAAGAGGUCCUCUAUUCUCUACUCAACCAAAGCGAGAACAUGGAAGGCUGGCCCCGGGUGGUCUCCGAGGACAUCGUGAAGCAAGUCCACAAGCUGAAGAACGAGAUGUUCGUGAUGGGCGGCAAGAUCAAGGGGAAGACCCUGCUGCCCAUCCCAGAGCACCUGGAGAGCCUGGACGGCACGCUGGAGUCCAUGGAGAGGAUCCCCACCUCCCUGGACAACUCUCUCCUGCACGCCAUUGAAACCAUUAUCAUCGACUGGUCCCACCAGAUCCGGGACGUGCUGAGCAAGGACUCGGCCCAGGCCCUCCUGGACGGGCUGAACCCCCUGCCCCAAGUUGAGUUCGAGUUCUGGGAUGCCCGACUGAUGAACCUCAAGUGCAUCCAUGAGCAGCUAAAUAGACCCAAAGUAAACAAAAUAGUUGAGAUCCUGGAGAAAGCCCAAAGCUGCUACUGGCCAGCCCUGCAAAACGUUUACAUGAAUGUCACUGAAGGCCUGAAGGAAGCCAACGACAUCGUUCUCUACCUGAAGCCCCUGCGGAUAUCGCUGGAGGAGAUGGAGCAGGCUGACUUCACGGUGCUCCCGAACUUCAUUGCCAAGGUGCUGGACACCAUCGCCUUCAUCUGGGCCACCUCGGAGCACUACAACACACCCUCCAGGGUCAUCGUCAUCCUGCGGGAGUUGUGCAACCAGAUCAUCGAGAUGGUGCGCCUUGCCGGCCGCCCGCUGGGCCCGCCCGCUUCCCCUGCAGCCCUUUGCCCCCCCUCCAUCCCCCUCCAUCCCCCUCCAUCCCCCUGCACCCCCUGCAUCCUUCUCCAUCCCCCUGCACCCCCUGCACCUCCUGCACCCCCUCCAUCCCCCUGCACCCCCUGCAUCCCCUGCACCCCUCCAUCCCCCUGCACCCCCUGCAUUCCCCUGCAUCCCCCUGUACCCCCUGCGUCCCUGUGCCUCCCCCUGCUUCCCCCUGCGUCCUUCUCCAUCCCCCUGUAUCCCCCUGCAUCCUCCAUCCCCCUCCAUCCUCCAUCCCCCUGUAUCCCCCUGCACCCCCUGCACCUCCUGCACCCCCUCCAUCCCCCUGCACCCCCUGCAUUCCCCUGCAUCCCCUGUACCCCCUGCGUCCCUGUGCCUCCCCCUGCUUCCCCCUGCGUCCUUCUCCAUCCCCCUGUAUCCCCCUGCAUCCUCCAUCCCCCUCCAUCCUCCAUCCCCCUGUAUCCCCUGCACCCCCUGCACCUCCUGCACCCCCUCCAUCCCCCUGCACCCCCUGCACCCCCUCCAUCCCCCUGCACCCCCUGCAUCUCCCUGCACCCCCUCCAUCCCCCUGCACCCCCUGCACCCCCUGCACCCCCUGCACCUCCUGCACCCCCUGAACCCCCCUGCACCCCCUGCAUCCCCCUGCAUCCCCCUGCACCCCCUGCACCUCCUGCAUCCCCUGCAUCCCCCUGCACCCCCUGCACCCCCUGCACCCCCUGCAUCCCCCUGCAUCCCCCUGCACCCCCUCCACCCCCCUGCACCCCCUCCAUCCCCCUGCACCCCCUGCACCCCCUGCAUCCCCCUGCAUCCCCCUGCACCCCCUCCACCCCCCUGCACCCCCUCCAUCCCCCUGCAUCUCCCUGCCUCCCCCUGCAUCCCCCUGCAUCCUUCUCCAUCCCCUGCCUCCCCCUGCAUCCCCCUGCAUCCUUCUCCAUCCCCCUGCCUCCCCCUGCAUCCUUCUCCAUCCCCCUGCAUCCCCCUGCAUCCUUCUCCAUCCCCCUGCAUCCUUCUCCAUCCCCCCGCAUCCCCCUGCACCCCCUCCAUUCCCCUGCACCCUCUCCAUCCCCCUGCACCCCCUCCAUCCCCCUGCACCCCCUGCAUCCCCCUGCAUCCUUCUCCAUCCCCCUGCAUCCCCCUGCAUCCUUCUCCAUCCCCCUGCAUCCCCCUGCAUCCUUCUCCAUCCCCCUGCAUCCCCCUGCACCCCCUCCAUUCCCCUCUUUGACUCAGGCCGAGGCACAAGCAUGGGAAGCCUCUCAGUGCCCUGAACACAGCCCAGCAGCUGGCGUUCAGACGCGAACUUUCCUGAGCCCGGACGAGGUCCUGAAGGGCUUGCAGGGCGAGAUAGAGGAGGUGCUGGUGGGCAUCUCCUUGUCCGUGCGCGUCCUGAAGCAGCUCUUCCAGGCCUACGACUUCUGCUGCACCAACAUGAAGCUCUUCUUCAAGGACAAGGAGCCGGUGCCCUGGGAGUUCCCGUCCUCCCUUGCGUUCUCCAGGAUGAACUCUUUCUUCCGCCGCAUCCAAACCAUUGAGGAUCUUUAUAAAACUGCUAUUGAGUUUCUGAAGCUGGAGAAGAUCGAGCUCGGGGGGGUGCGGGGGAACAUCCUGGGAAACAUGGUGACUCAGAUUUACGACGAGGUCUUUGAGCUGGUGAAGGUUUUUGCUGAGUGCAAAUACGACCCCUUGGACCCUGGAGACGAAAGUUUUGACAAUGACUACGCUGACUUUGAGACGAAAAUUCAGGAUCUGGACAGGAGACUGGCCACCAUCUUCUGCCAAGCGUUCGACGACUGCAGCUCCAUCGAGUCCUCCGCGAAGCUCCUGUACAUGUGUGGGAGCCUCCUGGAGCGGCCCCUGAUCCUGGCCGAGGUGGUGCCCAGGUACUCAACCAUGCUGGAGAUGUUCGACACCGAGCUGGACAAUGCCAAGCUCUUGUACGAUGCCCAGAUGGCGGCCUCCGCAGAUGGCACCAUCCCGCCCAUCCACAAGAACAUGCCGCCCGUGGCCGGGCAGCUCAAGUGGAGCCUGGAGCUGCAGGAGAGGUUGGAGGUGGCUCUGAAGCACCUGAAGCACAUCGACCACCCGGUCACGUCCAGCAUGGAGGCCAAGAUGAUCUACCAGAAGUACGAGGAGAUGAUGGAGCUGCUGCGCAGCUACCGCGAGAAGGUCUACAGGCAGUGGGUGGAGAGGGUGGACGAGGACUGCCACUUCAACCUGGGGCAGCCGCUGAUCCAGCGGGACGCCACCUCCGGCCUCCUCAAAGUCAACUUCAGCAAGGCGCUGGUGGCCGUCCUGAGAGAAGUCAAGUAUUUGAACUUCCAGCAGCAAAAAGAGAUCCCGGGCAGUGCGGAGCAUCUGUUCUCGGACAACGAGACCUUCCGGAAGUUCGUGGGGAACCUGGAGCUCAUCGUUGGCUGGUACAAUGAGAUAAAGGCCACAGUGAUGGACGUGGAGUACCCGCUGAUCAAGUCGGAGCUGGAGGCCAUCGAUGACAGACUGUCCAGCGCAGAGACCACGCUCUUCUGGAACGGCGAAGGUGUGUUUCAAUACAUCCAAGAGAUGCGAGAAAUUCUGCACAACCUGCAGAACAGGAUGCAAAAAGCAAAGCAGAACAUCGAAGGGAUUUCCCAGGCCAUGAAGGACUGGUCAGCCAACCCCCUGUUUGAAAGAAAGGACAACAAGAAAGAGGCCCUGCUGGACCUGGAUGGAAGGACGGUCAACCUGAACAAGCGCUACACGGCCGUCAAGGACGCUGGCGUGAAGAUCCAAGCCAUGGUCACGGAAAACGCAGAGCUGUUCAAAGCAGACACACUGAGCCAGCCCUGGAAGGACUACGUCAACUACAUCGACAGCAUGGUCCUAAAAGAAUUCGACUAUUUUGUCCGCAAGUCUCUCAAUUACCUGAUGGACAACAUGGUUUUGGAUGAGAGCAUCGCGCCCCUGUUUGAGAUCCACAUGGAGCUGGACGAGGAGGGGCUGACCUUCAGCCCGUCGCUGGAGGUGGGCUCUGAGCGCGGCUUCCUGGCGCUGAUCGAGGGCCUGGUCAACGACAUCUACAAUGUGGCCAGACUCAUCCCCCGGCUGGCCAAGGGCAGGGUGAACUACAAGACGGACCUGGAAGACAAGACGGACCUCAUCGAGAUGAGGGAGGAGCUGUCCAGCAUGGUCAUCAACGCCAUGAAGGAGGCCGAGGAGUACCAGGACUCCAUGGAGAAGUACUCCUACCUCUGGACCGACGACCUGCAGGAGUUCAUGAGGAACUUCCUCAUCUUUGGGCACGUGCCCACGGCGGAGGAGCUGGACACCCGGACAGACGCCCCUGUGCCCAAGACGCCACCAGCCCUCACUCAGUUCCAGGAGCAGAUCGACUCCUACGAGAAGCUGUACGAGGAGGUGUCGAGGUGCGAGAACACCAAGGUGUUCCACAGCUGGCUGCAGUGCGACUGCCGUCCCUUCAAACAGGCCCUGCUCAACACCAUCAAGCGCUGGAGCCUCAUGUUCAAGCGCUACCUGAGCAACCACGUCAUCAACAGCCUCACAGACCUGGAGGCCUUCAUGAAGGUGUGCAGGACGGGCCUGAAGAAGCCGCUCAAGGAGGGGGACUACGACGGGCUGGUGGAGGUGAUGGGGCACCUGAUGAGGGUGAAGGAGAGGCAGGCGGCCACUGACAGCAUGUUCGAGCCCCUGAAGCAGACUAUCGAGCUGCUCAGGACCUACGGGGAGGAGCUGCCCGAGGAGGCCCACCUGAAGCUGCAGGAGCUGCCGGAGCAGUGGACAAACACCAAGAAACUGGCCAUCCAGGUGAAGCAGAACGUGGCUCCCCUCCAGGCCAACGAGGUCAGCAUCCUGCGGCGGAAGUGCCAGCAAUUCGAGAUCAAGCAGCAAGAGUUCAGGGAGAAGUUCAGGAGGGAGGCCCCGUUCUCCUUCAGCAGCCUGGAGCCCUACAAGGCCCUGAACAAGCAACAAAAGAGCAUCGCAGCCAUGGAGGAGAGCAUGGAAGCACUGUGCAAGUCCGGAAGCCUGUUCGAGGUCACCGUCCCCGACUUCAAGCAGCUCAAAGCCUGCCACAGGGAGGUCCGCCUGCUGAAGGAGCUGUGGGACAUGAUCGUCAUGGUGAACACCAGCAUCGACGACUGGAAGACCACCAAGUGGAAAGACAUCAACGUGGAGCAGAUGGACAUCGACUGCAAGAAGUUCGCCAAGGACGUGAGGUCGCUGGACAAGGAGAUGAAAACCUGGGACGCCUUCGUGGGGCUGGACAACACCGUGAAGAACAUGAUCACGUCCCUGCGCGCCGUGAGCGAGCUGCAGAACCCCGCCAUCCGCGACCGCCACUGGCAGCAGCUCAUGCAGGCCACCCAGGUGAAGUUCCAGAUGUCCGAGGAGACCACCCUGGCCGACCUGCUGCAGCUGAAUCUCCACAGGUUCGAGGACGAGGUCCGCAACAUCGUGGACAAGGCCGUGAAGGAGUCGGGCAUGGAGAAGGUGCUGAAAGCCCUGGACAGCACCUGGACCACCAUGGAAUUCGAGCACGAGCCACACCCGCGCACGGGCACCAUGAUGCUCAAGGCAGACGAGGUGCUGGUGGAGACGCUGGAGGACAACCAGGUGCAGCUGCAGAACCUGAUGAUGUCCAAGUACCUGUCCCACUUCCUCAAGGAGGUGACCAGCUGGCAGCAGAAGCUGUCCACGGCAGACUCGGUCAUCUCCAUCUGGUUUGAGGUCCAGAGGACCUGGAGCCACCUGGAGAGCAUCUUCAUAGGCUCUGAAGACAUCCGCGCCCAGCUCCCCGAGGAUUCCAAGCGCUUUGACGACAUCGACAUGGAGUUCAAGGCCUUGAUGGAAGACGCAGUGAAGACUCCCAACGUGGUAGAAGCCACCAACAAGCCUGGUCUCUACGAUAAACUUGAGGCGCUGAAGAAGAGCCUGGCCAUGUGCGAGAAGGCGCUGGCGGAGUACCUGGAGACCAAGAGGCUGGCCUUCCCUCGCUUCUACUUCGUCUCCUCGGCCGACCUGCUGGACAUCCUCUCCAACGGCAACGACCCCGUGGAGGUGAGCCGCCACCUGUCCAAGCUCUUCGACAGCCUGUGUAAGCUGAAGUUCCGACUCGAUGCUGAGGAGAAGCCGCUGAAAUUUGGCCUGGGGAUGUACAGCAAGGAGGACGAGUACAUGGACUUCGACCACGAGUGUGACCUCUCGGGGCAGGUGGAGGUCUGGCUGAACCGAGUGCUGGACCGAAUGUGCGCCACGCUCCGACACGAAAUCCCAGAAGCCGUGGUGACCUACGAGGAGAAGCCCAGGGAGCAGUGGAUCUUCGACUACCCGGCCCAGAUUGCGCUGACCUGCACCCAGAUCUGGUGGACCACCGAGGUGGGCCUGGCGUUCUCCAGGCUGGAGGAGGGCUACGAGAACGCCAUCAAGGAUUACAACAAGAAGCAGAUCAGCCAGCUGAACGCGCUCAUCACGCUGCUCAUCGGGAACCUGAGCGCCGGGGACAGGAUGAAGAUCAUGACCAUCUGCACCAUCGACGUGCACGCGCGGGACGUGGUGGCCAAGAUGAUCGCCGCCAAGGUGGAGAGCUCCCAGGCCUUCACCUGGCAGUCUCAGCUCCGCCACCGCUGGGACGAGGACAAGAGGCACUGCUUCGCCAACAUCUGCGACGCACAAAUCCAGUACUCCUACGAGUACCUGGGCAACACCCCACGGCUGGUCAUCACGCCCCUCACGGACAGGUGCUACAUCACGCUGACCCAGUCUCUGCACCUGAUCAUGGGCGGAGCCCCGGCAGGCCCCGCAGGCACCGGCAAGACAGAGACCACCAAGGACCUGGGCCGGGCGCUGGGCACCAUGGUGUACGUCUUCAACUGCUCCGAGCAGAUGGACUACAAGUCCUGUGGGAACAUCUACAAGGGCCUGGCCCAGACAGGAGCCUGGGGCUGCUUUGAUGAGUUCAACCGGAUCUCGGUGGAAGUCCUGUCCGUGAUCGCAGUGCAGGUAAAAUGUGUCCAGGACGCAAUUCGGGCCAAGAAAAAGACGUUCAACUUCCUGGGAGAGAUGAUAAGACUGAUCCCCACUGUCGGCAUCUUCAUCACCAUGAACCCGGGGUACGCGGGACGCACGGAGCUGCCCGAGAACCUGAAGGCCCUGUUCAGGCCCUGCGCCAUGGUGGUCCCCGACUUCGAGCUGAUCUGUGAGAUCAUGCUGGUGGCCGAGGGCUUUCUGGAGGCCCGCCUGCUGGCCAGGAAGUUCAUCACACUCUACACCUUGUGCAAAGAGCUGCUGUCCAAGCAGGAUCACUACGACUGGGGCCUGCGAGCCAUCAAGUCCGUGCUGGUGGUGGCCGGCUCUCUGAAGAGGGGCGACCCUGCCCGGGCAGAGGACCAGGUGCUCAUGAGGGCCCUGAGGGACUUCAACAUCCCCAAGAUCGUGACCGACGACCUGCCCGUCUUCAUGGGGCUGAUCGGGGACCUCUUCCCGGCUCUGGACGUGCCUCGGAAGCGAGACCUGAACUUCGAGAAGGUCAUCAAGCAGAGCGUGGUGGAGCUGCGGCUGCAGGCCGAGGACAGCUUCGUGCUGAAGGUGGUGCAGCUGGAGGAGCUGCUGCAAGUGCGGCACUCGGUGUUCGUCAUCGGGAACGCGGGCAGCGGCAAGUCCCAGGUCCUCAAGUCCCUCAACAAAACCUACCAGAACAUGAAGAGGAAGCCGGUGGCCGUGGACCUGGACCCCAAGGCUGUCACCUGUGACGAGCUCUUUGGCAUCAUCAACCCAGCCACCAGGGAGUGGAAAGACGGUAAUGGAGGUGUGGCCUCAGGAGCAGGCCUGUUCUCCACCGUCAUGCGGGACCUGGCCAACAUCACUCACGACGGCCCCAAGUGGAUCGUCCUGGAUGGGGACAUAGACCCCAUGUGGAUCGAGUCUCUCAACACUGUCAUGGAUGACAACAAGGUCCUCACCCUGGCCAGCAACGAGCGCAUCCCCUUGAACCGCACCAUGAGGCUGGUGUUCGAGAUCAGCCACCUGCGGACGGCCACCCCGGCCACCGUCUCCAGAGCUGGGAUUCUCUACAUCAACCCGGCAGACCUGGGCUGGAACCCGGUGGUGAGCAGCUGGAUCGAGAGGCGCAGGGUGCAGUCAGAGAAGGCCAACCUGACCAUCCUCUUCGACAAGUACCUGCCCACGUGCCUGGACAAGCUGCGCUUUGGCUUUAAGAGGAUCACGCCGGUGCCCGAGAUCACCAUCAUCCAGAUGAUCCUGUACCUGCUGGAGUGCCUGCUCACCGAGAGGAACACGCCGCCCGACUCCCCCAAGGAGCUCUACGAGCUCUACUUCGUGUUCGCCUGCUUCUGGGCCUUCGGUGGCGCCAUGUUCCAGGACCAGCUGAUAGAUUACCGAGUCGAGUUCAGCAGGUGGUGGGUCAAUGAGUUCAAGACUAUCAAGCUGCCCUCUCAGGGAACAAUUUUUGACUACUACAUCGAUCCAGACACCAAAAAGUUCCUACCAUGGACAGACAAAGUGCCCGCCUUUGAGCUGGAUCCCGACAUCCCACUGCAGGCCUCUCUGGUCCACACCACGGAAACCAUCCGCAUCCGCUACUUCAUGGACCUGCUCAUGGAGAAGUCCUGGCCGGUGAUGCUGGUGGGGAACGCGGGCACUGGGAAGUCGGUGCUGAUGGGGGACAAGCUGGAGAAGCUAAGCACAGACGAGUACCUGGUGCAGGCUGUGCCCUUCAACUUCUACACCACCUCGGCCAUGCUGCAGGGGGUGCUCGAGAAGCCCCUGGAGAAGAAAUCGGGGAGAAACUACGGACCGCCGGGCACCAAGAAGCUGAUCUACUUCAUCGACGACAUGAACAUGCCCGAGGUGGACAAGUACGGGACGGUGGCGCCGCACACCCUCAUCCGACAGCACAUGGACCACGGGCACUGGUACGACAGGCAGAAGCUGACGUUGAAGGACAUCCAUAACUGUCAGUACGUGGCUUGCAUGAACCCCACCGCCGGAUCCUUCACCAUUGACCCAAGACUGCAGCGUCACUUCUGCGUGUUUGCCGUGAGCUUCCCUGGCCAGGAGGCCCUCAUGACCAUCUACAGCACGAUCCUGAUACAGCACCUGUCCUACCGCUCCGUCCCCAUGGCGGUUCAGAGGAUGAGCAGCCAGCUGGUGGCUGCGGCCCUGGCCUUGCAUCAGAAAGUCACAUCAACAUUUCUUCCCACGGCCAUUAAGUUUCAUUAUGUCUUCAACCUCAGGGACCUCUCCAAUAUUUUCCAGGGCCUCUUGUUUUCCACAGCAGAGAUUCUGAAGAUCCCACUGGACCUUGUCCGCCUUUGGCUGCACGAGGCCGAACGAGUGUAUGGUGACAAAAUGGUUGAUGAGAAAGACCAGGAAACGCUGCACAGAGUCACCGUCGCCUCCACCAAGAAAUUCUUUGAUGAACUUGGUGAGGAGCUCAUGUUUGCCAAACCGAAUAUCUUCUGCCACUUUGCCCAAGGGAUUGGCGAUCCCAAAUACUUCUACGUGACUGACGUGCCCUAUCUGAACAAGCUCCUGGUGGACGUCCUGGACAGCUACAACGAGGUCAAUGCCGUCAUGAACUUGGUGCUGUUCGAAGACGCUGUGGCCCACAUCUGCAGGAUCAACCGCAUCCUGGAGUCCCCCCGGGGCAACGCCCUGCUGGUGGGCGUGGGCGGCAGCGGGAAGCAGAGCCUCUCGCGCCUGGCCGCCUACAUCAGUGCCCUGGACGUGUUCCAGAUCACCCUCAAGAAGGGCUAUGGCAUCCCGGACCUCAAGAUGGACCUGGCUGCCCAGUACAUCAAAGCAGCUGUGAAGAACGUGCCCUCCGUGUUCCUGAUGACGGACUCCCAGGUGGCUGAAGAGCAGUUCCUGGUGCUGAUCAACGACCUGCUGGCCUCCGGGGAGAUCCCCGGGCUGUUCGCGGACGACGACGUGGAAAACAUCAUCUCCUCCAUGCGGCCGCAGGUGAAGUCCCUGGGCAUGACCGACACGCGGGAGGCGUGCUGGAAGUUCUUCAUCGAGAAAGUUCGCAAGCAGCUCAAGGUGAUCCUGUGCUUCUCCCCGGUGGGCUCCGUCCUGCGAGUCCGAGCAAGGAAAUUCCCUGCCGUGGUCAACUGCACGGCCAUCGACUGGUUCCACGAGUGGCCGGAAGAUGCACUGGUGUCCGUCAGCGCUCGCUUCUUGGAGGAAACCGAGGGCAUUUCGCGGGAGGUGAAGACCUCCAUCAGCCUCUUCAUGUCCUACGUGCACACCACCGUCAACGAGAUGUCCAAGGUCUACCUGGCGAUCGAGAGGCGCUACAACUACACCACGCCCAAGACCUUCCUGGAGCAGAUCAAGCUCUACCAGAACCUGCUGGCCAGGAAGCGGAUGGAGCUUGUGGCCAAAAUCGAGCGGCUGGAGAACGGCCUGAUGAAGCUGCAGAGCACGGCCUCCCAGGUGGAUGACUUAAAAGCCACGCUGGCAAUUCAGGAGGCUGAGCUCAAGCUGAAGAACGAGAACGCAGACAAGCUGAUCCAGGUGGUGGGCGUGGAGACCGAGAAGGUCAGCAAAGAGAAAGCCAUUGCCGACGAGGAGGAGGUCAAGGUGGAGGUCAUCAACAAGAAUGUCACUGAGAAACAGAAGGCCUGUGAGACGGACCUGGCGAAGGCAGAGCCAGCCCUGCUGGCCGCACAGGAGGCCCUGGACACUCUGAACAAGAACAACCUGACAGAGCUGAAGUCCUUCGGGUCCCCACCGGAUGCCGUGGUCAACGUCACGGCCGCAGUCAUGAUUCUGACUGCACCUGGAGGCAAGAUCCCCAAGGACAAGAGUUGGAAGGCUGCAAAGAUCAUGAUGGGCAAAGUGGACACAUUCCUGGACUCCCUCAAGAAGUUUGACAAGGAGCACAUUCCCGAGGCCUGCCUGAAGGCCUUUAAGCCCUACCAAGGCAACCCCACCUUCGACCCCGAGUUCAUCCGCUCCAAGUCCACGGCGGCCGCGGGCCUGUGCUCCUGGUGCAUCAACAUCGUCCGCUUCUACGAGGUCUACUGCGACGUGGCGCCCAAGAGGCAGGCCCUGGAGGAGGCCAACGCCGAGCUGGCCGAGGCGCAGGAGAAGCUGUCCCGGAUCAAAAACAAGAUCGCGGAACUCAAUGCCAACUUGAGCAACUUAACCUCAGCAUUUGAAAAAGCAACUGCGGAGAAAAUCAAGUGUCAACAGGAGGCUGAUGCCACCAAUAGAGUGAUCUCCCUGGCGAACAGGCUGGUAGGCGGAUUAGCGUCGGAAAACGUCCGCUGGGCUGAAUCCGUGGAGAACUUCAAAAGCCAGGGGGUCACCCUGUGUGGGGACGUCCUGCUGAUCUCGGCCUUUGUCUCCUAUGUGGGCUACUUCACCAAGAAAUACCGAAAUGAACUGAUGGAAAAAUUCUGGAUCCCUUAUGUAAAUAGCCUGAAGAUCCCCAUCCCCAUCACGGAAGGCCUGGAUCCCUUGAGUCUGCUGACGGAUGACGCGGAUGUGGCCUCUUGGAACAACCAGGGCCUUCCCAGCGACCGCAUGUCCACUGAGAACGCCACCAUCCUGUGCAACACGGAGCGCUGGCCCCUGAUUGUGGACGCCCAGCUUCAGGGGAUCAAGUGGAUCAAAAACAAAUAUGGGAGUGCUCUGAAAGCCAUCCGCCUGGGACAGAAGAGCUACCUGGACAUCAUUGAGCAGGCCAUUUCGGAAGGGGACACCUUGCUCAUUGAGAACAUUGGCGAAACCGUGGACCCUGUGCUGGACCCUUUACUGGGCAGGAACACAAUUAAAAAGGGCAAGUACAUCAAGAUCGGUGACAAGGAGGUGGAGUAUCACCCCAAAUUCCGCCUGAUCCUGCACACCAAGUACUUCAACCCACACUACAAGCCCGAGAUGCAGGCCCAGUGCACCCUCAUCAACUUCCUGGUCACCAGGGACGGACUUGAGGACCAGCUCUUGGCCGCUGUGGUGGCCAAAGAGCGCCCAGAUCUCGAGCAGUUGAAGGCCAACCUCACCAAAUCUCAGAAUGAGUUCAAGAUUGUUCUGAAGGAGCUGGAAGACUCGCUCCUGGCCCGGCUGUCGGCUGCAUCGGGGAACUUUCUGGGAGACACGGCCUUGGUGGAGAACCUGGAGACCACCAAACACACAGCAAGCGAGAUCGAGGAGAAGGUACAAGAGGCGAAGAUCACAGAAGCCAAAAUCAACGAGGCGAGAGAGAACUACCGCCCGGCGGCCGAGCGGGCGUCCCUGCUCUACUUCAUCCUGAACGACCUCAACAAGAUCAACCCCAUCUACCAGUUCUCUCUCAAGGCCUUCAACGUGGUGUUCGAGAAGGCGAUCCAGAGGACCACCCCGGCCGACGAGGUGAGGCAGCGCGUGAUCAACCUGACGGACGAGAUCACCUACUCCGUCUUCAUGUACACCGCCCGGGGACUCUUCGAGCGAGACAAGCUCAUCUUUCUGGCACAAGUGACAUUUCAGGUCCUGUCCAUGAAGAAGGAGUUGAACCCCGUGGAGCUGGACUUCCUGCUGCGGUUCCCUUUCAAGGCCGGCGUGGUCUCGCCUGUGGACUUCCUGCAGCACCAGGGCUGGGGCGGGAUCAAGGCCCUCUCGGAGAUGGACGAGUUCAAAAACCUGGACAGCGACAUCGAGGGCUCUGCCAAACGGUGGAAGAAGCUGGUGGAGUCGGAAACCCCGGAGAAGGAGAUCUUCCCCAAGGAGUGGAAGAACAAGACGGCGCUGCAGAAGCUGUGCAUGGUGCGCUGCAUGCGGCCCGACCGCAUGACCUACGCCGUCAAGAACUUCGUGGAGGAGAAGAUGGGCAGCAAGUUCGUGGAAGGCCGGAGCGUGGAGUUCUCCAAGUCCUACGAGGAGAGCAGCCCCUCCACUCCCAUCUUCUUCAUCCUGUCCCCCGGGGUGGACCCCCUGAAAGACGUGGAAGCGCUGGGAAAAAAAUUGGGAUUUACCAUAGACAAUGGGAAACUCCAUAAUGUGUCCCUGGGGCAGGGACAAGAGGUGGUGGCCGAGAAUGCUCUGGACGUGGCAGCAGAGAACGGGCACUGGGUCAUUCUGCAGAACAUCCACCUGGUGGCCCGGUGGCUGAGCACCCUGGACAAGAAGGUGGAGCGCUACAGCGCUGGCAGCCACGAGGACUACCGCGUGUUCAUCAGCGCGGAGCCCGCGCCCAGCCCCGAGACCCACAUCAUCCCCCAGGGCAUCCUGGAGAACGCCAUCAAGAUCACCAACGAGCCGCCCACCGGCAUGUACGCCAACCUGCACAAGGCCCUGGACCUCUUCAACCAGGACACCAUGGAGAUGUGCACCAAGGAGAUCGAGUUCAAGUGCAUCCUCUUCGCCCUGUGCUACUUCCACGCCGUGGUGGCCGAGAGGCGCAAGUUUGGUGCCCAGGGCUGGAACCGGUCAUACCCCUUCAACAACGGGGACCUCACCAUCUCCAUCAACGUGCUCUACAACUACCUGGAGGCCAACACCAAGGUGCCCUGGGAUGAUCUCCGCUACCUCUUUGGUGAGAUCAUGUAUGGCGGCCACAUCACGGACGACUGGGACCGCCGGCUGUGCAGGACGUACCUAGCGGAGUACGUCCGCGGGGAGAUGCUGGAGGGAGAGGUGAUGCUGGCCCCUGGCUUUCAGAUCCCCCCCAACCUGGACUACAAGGGCUACCACGAGUACAUCGAUGAGAACCUGCCCCCCGAGAGCCCCUACCUGUACGGCCUGCACCCCAAUGCAGAGAUUGGCUUUCUGACGGUCACCUCAGAGAAGCUGUUCCGCACUGUGCUGGAAAUGCAGCCCAAAGAGACAGACUCGGGAGCAGGCACCGGAGUUUCCCGCGAGGAGAAGGUGAAGGCCGUGCUGGAUGAGAUCCUCGAGAAGAUUCCGGAGACGUUCAACAUGGCCGAGAUCAUGGCAAAGGCAGCUGAGAAGACGCCCUACGUGGUAGUCGCCUUUCAAGAAUGUGAAAGGAUGAACAUACUGACCAACGAAAUGCGUCGUUCCCUGAAGGAGUUGAACCUCGGGCUGAAGGGGGAACUGACCAUCACCACUGACAUGGAAGACCUGUCCACGGCUCUGUUUUACGACACUGUGCCCGACACGUGGGUGGCCCGGGCCUACCCCUCCCUGAUGGGCCUGGCAGCCUGGUACUCAGAUCUGCUGCUCCGCAUCAGGGAGCUCGAGGCCUGGACAACGGACUUUGCCCUGCCCACCACCGUGUGGCUGGCUGGGUUCUUCAACCCCCAGUCCUUCCUCACGGCCAUCAUGCAGUCCAUGGCCAGGAAGAACGAGUGGCCCCUCGACAAGAUGUGUUUGUCAGUGGAAGUGACCAAGAGAAACCGGGAGGACGUGACUGCCCCCCCGCGAGAGGGCGCCUACGUGUACGGGCUCUUCAUGGAAGGAGCUCGCUGGGACACCCAGACCGGAGUCAUCACGGAAGCACGUCUGAAGGAGCUGACGCCAGCCAUGCCCGUCAUCUUCAUCAAGGCCAUCCCUGUGGACCGCAUGGAGACCAAGAACAUCUAUGAGUGCCCCGUGUACAAAACGCGCAUCCGUGGACCCACCUACGUCUGGACCUUCAACCUCAAGACUAAAGAGAAGGCAGCCAAGUGGAUCCUGGCGGCCGUGGCGCUGCUGCUGCAGGUGUGACGGGCUGCUGGUCCUGCCCCAUGGCCCCACCUGAACCAAGUCAACCAGACUCCACCAUCGGAGACGGGCCUUGCAACUGUCACCUGCUCUUUAUGGGAACUGAUGGUUGUUUUUUCCCUUACAUAAUCAAGGUGCUUUGUAACCAAGCGCACCUGGACUAACAGGAGGGUGGAGGCUGGUGUACAAGAGGGGUGCAGAUUAAAGCUACCGCAGUCACUCGGCUGUCCUCAUCCAGCUGGGCUCGGCGCCUCAGGCUGGCCAGAGCCUGGUACAGCUGGGCAGGGCCCCCAUUCCAGCAGCCCAGGGAAAGUAUCACAGGAGCCAAACCUCCAAAUCCUGACUCCUGGGGAAGAGAGGGUGCAAGCAGCAUAUGGAGUCAGGGUGCAGCACAGUAUGGUCUGACGUCAUGCGCAGCCCCACUCGAGGGACCAGGGUCGCACUCCUCUCCAAGGACAAAAGGGCUUUGACAAAUGAUACUCCCCACCUUCCGCCCCCGCGUCUAGAAGAGGAAACUAUUCCAUGCAGGGGCCGCUUCCGCCUAGGGUGCUUCCCCUCAGUCACCCACACUUUCUGAAACCACGGGGCAAGACAGUGGGGACCUCAGGGGACUACCUUAACUGUAAGGUGGUGUCCUGUGUGUCCUGGUGGUUCACAGGUUCCCUUUUCCACAGCAUGGCACGGGGGAGAUUUAUACUUUCUCCUGUCUGCUAUCCCCACCCCCACCAUCAGGCAGGGCCAGCAGGAGGGUGUGCAGAGUCCGGAGGUACCCCUGUGAACCGUACAGCCCAGGCUGGGAGACGGCUAUUUUGGCUGCUCAGCAGCAGCUUCCACCCAAUUCCAAGCCCCAGUGAGGCCUCCCCAUUGUGAACUGUGCUCCUGGAAUAAGCAAAGUCACGUUCCUAUUCCUUACGAGCAGUCCUUCAACUUAUCUGAGCUUUGGACAUUCACAUGACACCCUAAAAACUCCCCUCGACCUGUCAGGAGAACCACACUGCCCAUAUACACCUGUGCUCAGUUGCCAGCAACUAUCUGUCCUGAGUGAGUGAAGACAAAGGCAGAUGGCUGUCAAGCCCCUCCUUGCUCCAAGGGAACCUGCCCCAGUCAACAGGCAGCUACAGGUGGAACUGUUGAGCCCCCAGGCUAGCAGGAAGUCUGCUGUCUGCCAUCGGAAUCACUUCAACAGUAGUGAGAGGUAGCCAGGCCCAACGGGCCCUGUGGCCACGCCAAGGAAGGCAUUCCAGCAAUGUGACCAGGCUGCCACUCAGGCGGAUUGGGGCAGCGGGGUGCAGACAAGAGGAGGAGACAACUACCCAAAAGUCUGGAAGCCAGGGGAAGCAGGCACAGAGCCCACAAGCCCCAGGUAAGAUGGGUUCCAGGGGGCAAGACACAGCUUUCUAGGCUUGACGUUAGCAGACACCCUGGGAAUGGCGCUCUAACCUCAGCUCGGUCUUAAGUUUGGCAAGGUCUUUUUUACAAGUAUGUCUACCCAAACCACGGGCAAAGAAGCCGUGCAUACUCAACAGAGGUUGAGGCCCAGAGGUUCUGAUCAGAGGGCAAAGGAAAAGCACCUCAGAUCAGGAGGGAAUCCGAGCCCCUGGGGCACAGGGAAGGAAGCAGAACGCCCAUGCCCCUGCUGGCCAGGAGGGGUUACUGCAGCUGAUCAUAACCAGGUCGCAGGGACAGGCCAGUCUUCAACGGGAGGAGAAAAGGCCACCAGUGGCCUGCCACCAGCAGCUCAUCUCCAUUCCCCGGUAAUAGCCGCAAAAUGUGAACUUUUUCCAAUUUUGCCUUUAGAGCCUAAAAUAAAACAGUAAUUUAUUCCACAUGUACAUAUUGUGGGCAGUUGACAAAACUAUCUCCAAACAUUCCAAGGGAUGAUUCACCUUUGGGCUGUACACAGUGAGGAGGA